AUGGCUUCAGGCGGUUCAGAGGGCGGCGACGACGACUCAAAGCCACCAGGCGAGGACAAGAGUGGGUUGUCCGAUGGCGACUGGCGAGCAAAUGCUCAUGAAGGAGAAGGAGGUCAAGGGUCUGUCAACUCUUGGGUCAAUGUCGACUCCAAUCAAAAGAUUAUUGACCGCAUAGCAAUCACAGAUUCCUGGAGCACCGAAGACACCGAGGAGCCCGAGAGAUACAGAGGUAUAUACGAGGAGCUAGUACGCAAAGGUAUGAGCAUGAGCGAUGCGAUCUUUGGAGGCUCCUCGAGAAUACCGUUUUACAAGGAAGCCUAUGUCCAAGGAUUGCUUACUCCCGAAUCUCGAGCGACCGAGACCGGGACAGUACGUAUGCGUGGCUACAGGAGAGGCAAUGCAAACGACCCAAGGCGUGUCCCUGGAAGCAUUCACUGGCGCAUCUACAUGGACCAUUGCUAUGCUGGCGAUCUGUGGAAACUGAUAGAUUUCCAUGCAAUGGAUGGCACGCCUAUCCCAGAGUCGUUCAUAUGGUAUGCGAUGGAAUGCCUUGCCUCUGCCCUGGUACAAAUGGAAACCUGUGCAAGAGCACGGCCUUACGCACGCGAACAGAAGGACGAAACUAUCGUGCUAUUGGACAUCAAGCCAACGAACGUCCUUCUCGACAUGGCUGGGCAGAGUGGACGGUAUCCCGUAUAUCCUCGGCUGAGGAUUAGCGAUUUCGGAUCAGCCCAUAUCACCUACAAGGACGACCCAGAGAACAUGUACAACCGUUUGGAAAUGACAGUGACACCCGAAGAAGAAGAAGAAGAAGAAGAAGAAGAAGAAGAAGAAGAAGAAGAAGAAGAAGAAGAAGAAGAAGAAGAAGAAGAAGAAGAAGAAGAAGAAGGGGCACUGCCUGCCCCCCAUAAUUUGGGCAACUUGGGAGCUUACAAAGUUACAAAGGCAAGCGAUGAAGAUGGAGACGAGGGAGCCACCCAUCAUCAUGAUCUUGACGACUCGAAAUCAGCCGAAGAAAAGGGAGGACUGCCUGCCCCCCAUAAUUUGGGCAACUUAGGAGCUUACGCAAUUACAAAGGCAAGCGAUGGAGAUGGAGACGAAGGAGACGAAGGAGACGAAGGUGAGGGAGAUGGAGACGAGGAAGAUGGAGAUGAGGUAUCCAUACAUCAUCAGGAUCUUGACGAGUCGUCAUCUGAGGAAGAUGAGAAUAUGCAUGUUGAAGUCCCAGACAUGGUACCCUAUGACGAGAUGGACGUCUGGGAGGAGUCUGUUGAACAUGGGAAAUUGUACGUCGGAGCCGGAAACGAAGGAGCCGGAAAGGAAGACUCCGGGGACAAUGAGUUCGGAGAUAAAGAAGCCAGAAACGAAGGAGACAAAGACGGAGAGGAUGAAUCCGAACAGGAAGAAGACGGAGAAGAAGAAUUCACACCCUGGUACUCAUGGACGAACGUGUGGCAACUCGGGCGAACCAUAGAAGUCAUGAUGCGAACGGAAGAGGUGGAUGACUGUGACUGGGAUGAUCCUGACAGCGACAAAGAGUCAAAAAUUCAAACUGACCCUCCAGAUCAUCCAAACGACCCUGACUUUCUCUACAGUGAAGAUCUCAUUGACCUAGUAUGGCCGACACCUACUGAACUUCUGGACAUGAUAAAUUCGAUUUCUCCUGUCCACAAUGAACGAAUGGACGCUUGGGGCACCGAAGACUGGGUCCAGGAACAGUACGACGACAUGGGUCCUCUUACUGAGGACCACAAGAGGUUCAUGAAAGCAAGCAUCCAGCGGCGUGCAGCCGCUGGUAGAUUGUGGUUCCUUGACGAUUUCGAGGAUCGGAAUUUGGCCACACGUUAUCGAGAACUGGACUUAGAUAUCCCCGAAGAAUGCGAACUCAAAUGGCAGCCUGAGAAAUUCAGACACAGAGUAGGCCAGAUGUUUGGAGCUGAAGAAUCGGAAUCAGAGUCAGAGUCAGAGUCUACCGAGCGGUCUAAGAACAACAAACGACCCAGAACGAACAAAGCGAUCACGAUUACCCCACCCAAGAAGAAACAGAAGAUAUGA
Aureobasidium namibiae CBS 147.97 is the source of this 2055-nucleotide messenger RNA. RefSeq lists its product as uncharacterized. The transcript is spliced from 3 exons. The coding region runs from base 1 to 2055 and encodes 684 amino acids. The record is from RefSeq and is a predicted model, not a curated record. NCBI's taxonomy places the organism in Eukaryota, Fungi, Ascomycota, Dothideomycetes, Dothideales, Saccotheciaceae.